AUGGCAGACAGCGAGAGCAACUCUAGCAACAUCGACGUUGCUGUUCAAGAGCAACUGCUUAACGCCCCAUCCGAGCGCAACAUAAGCAAACGAUUAGAAGCUGCUUCACUAUGGGCUAAGUUCACUGCUGAGCACCUCAUGCGACACUGUCCAUACACAGUUGCGUUUGACUGUAUCAACACAUCUCUCUGGGGUAUACCUGCACCAGAGGAUGCAGACGAAACACACGCAACAACCUGGGUUGCUAAGACUGUCCAUGACUACCAUGUAGGAAUGGCCUGGGAUGAGACUCUAUACUUCGACUACCAAUGGGACUUUGAAGGAUGGACAAGAGAGUUGUUCCAGAAGGUUGAGCAGGAGUCUACACAGGCAACCUUCGCGCUAGAGUAG
Molecule: messenger RNA, 390 nt
Organism: Pyrenophora tritici-repentis Pt-1C-BFP
Lineage: Eukaryota; Fungi; Ascomycota; Dothideomycetes; Pleosporales; Pleosporaceae
Source: RefSeq, a predicted model, not a curated record